UAGGUAAGUUCAGCUGGAUGCCGAUAGGGGUAAAGCAACACGUAGAGCUAGAGCCUAGAGCCUGUCUGUGCUGUCAAUGUCAGUAGUCAGUAUAUUCAGUAGGUCAGCAGUCUUGUUCGCAAUAUUAUGCGUGCCGGUGAACGUCAUUCAUUGUAAUGCUAAUCGUAUUCAAGCAAUGUCUCACCACAUGCAGCUCGUGCUACUCGGCGUAUUCUUGCUCCUGAUCGCGCCCUUCGAGACCGACAGCUUUUCUUACGAGAAUCUGCCCGCGGUCGCGAUGGAUUACAAGGUGCACAUCGACGCCGGCAAGGAGGAUUGCUACUCUCAAUAUGUGAACCCGGGUGCAACUUUCUACGUCAGUUUCCAGGUCUUGCGUGGUGGAGAUGGAAAAGCUGGUUUUGCAGUGAGAAAUCCAGAGGGAAACAUAGUUUAUCCUUAUCAAUGGCGUCCCAAUGGCGAUUAUCAAGAUCAAUCAAUAAACGGUGGUUACUAUAGUGUAUGCAUUGAUAAUCAGUUUUCAAGAUUUGCUGCGAAACUAGUAAACUUGUAUAUCACAGUGAUUAGGUAUGAUCAAUGGCAGCAAUAUACACAGGAACUGGAAGAACUGAAUCUUUCUGUCGAGAAUUUUACGAAUGCAAUUGUGCAUGUGGAAAAGAACAUUAACGAAAUGCUGCAAACUCAACAUUGGAGCAGAAGCAGAGAGGAGAGAGACUUGAAUCUGCUAUUGGACAAUAACUCUUAUGUGCAGACGUGGUCAAUCGCGCAAGUGCUCGUCAUCACAGUGACGACUAUGAUACAAGUGUAUUUCGUUAGGAAGUUAUUUGACAUAAAACCAUCUGGAUAUUCUAAGACACGCAUUUAACAUUAGUGAAUAACUGCCAGUCGUUAACUCGAUAAGAGCAUUGUCCACUACUAUUGUGAUAAGACUAUUGUAUCAACUGAUUAAGCUCAUAUGUCAUAUAAAAAUCCAUAGAUAACAGCGUAAAUAUGCAUAUAAAUCUUUUGAGUUUAGUGAAUACAAUGCAUAUUUCAUUGUUUGAUAAAAUUAUAUGUCAUUUUGAUGUUGUUAUAUAUAUUUAUAUGAAAUUACUUUUGGAGAUUAUCUGUAGAGAUGACAGAGAUACAAAAAAUUCGUUACAUACAGAAAUUUAUUAAUGAGUGGACAAAUUUAAGAAAUCUUGUAAGAUGGAGAUAUAUAUUUAGACUUAUAUAUAUUAGUCUGUAACAAAUGAAAACAUGAAUUCUCAAUUAGCAAAAACGUAACAAAAUAUUAACACCGAUGAGAUUUUGCAUAUAUGCAAUAAUUUAUGCACAUAAUUUUUCUAUCAAAUUUACCACAUAAUACUUUCAUUAAUCUUAAACACAUGCUAUUUUUGAUAAUUUUUAUAAUGAAUAUUCUAUGUCGACAUAUAUUUCCUUUUCUAUCUUUUUUUAUAUAUUGAUGUAUUUACAAGCCAAAGCGCUGCUUAUAUCAUAUAAGACUGUAACACAUUUUGCAUUUAUGCAAAACUAUAUGUUCUAUAUCCAUCUUUAAUUGAUUUUAACUCACUGUUCGUUUUUAAUUUCAGAUAUUCUUAUGUAUGAUCAUGAAGACAUUUAAGGAAUAUAUAAGAUUUAUAUAUUUAUAUUGUAUUUGUAUAAAAAAUAAUAAACAGACACAUAUACUUUUGUUACAA
Formica exsecta is the source of this 1676-nucleotide messenger RNA. RefSeq names its product transmembrane emp24 domain-containing protein 5-like. Bases 77 to 862 code for a protein of 261 amino acids. Gene Ontology annotation, biological process: Golgi organization; endoplasmic reticulum to Golgi vesicle-mediated transport; intracellular protein transport. The transcript is spliced from 4 exons. NCBI's taxonomy places the organism in Eukaryota, Metazoa, Arthropoda, Insecta, Hymenoptera, Formicidae. The record is from RefSeq and is a predicted model, not a curated record. Gene Ontology annotation, cellular component: COPII-coated ER to Golgi transport vesicle; Golgi apparatus; endoplasmic reticulum.